Molecule: messenger RNA, 924 nt
Organism: Temnothorax curvispinosus
Lineage: Eukaryota; Metazoa; Arthropoda; Insecta; Hymenoptera; Formicidae
Product: golgin subfamily A member 6-like protein 6
Exons: 3
Coding region: 67-924 (285 amino acids)
Source: RefSeq, a predicted model, not a curated record
GAGGUUAGAGGUAAAAAUAGAAGUAGAGUGAGAAAAAGGAACGCCCCGAAAGAAAAACGGAUAGAAAUGACAGGAAGGGAGAGUAUGACGAGGACCGAACAAAGGGCGGAGGAAAAGGACUGGAUAAAAGAAGUUAUAAAGGAAAUAAGGGAGGUAGGACAGAAGAUAGAGAGGCAGACCAGAGAAAUGAAGAAAGAAAUGAAAGAGAUGAGAAGACAAAUGGAAGGGCUGGAGAAACGACAAAGGAAGAUCGAAAAGAGCGAGGAGCAGGAAGAGACAGAGGAAAGAGAUUCGGAUGAGAGCAGUGAACGAUGGGAGGAAGAGACGGAAGAGGCGAGGGAGUGCAGCGACGGAGCGGUAAAGGGGAAGAAGGCAGUAGAAGAGGAAGAAGAGUGCGGCGUCGAGGGAUGGAACGAGGGAGUAUGGAAAGAAAGCUGGUGGAAAGAGAUAGAGAAAGAAGAAGAAAGGGAAAAGGAGAAAAGGAAGUGGAAGGAAGAUGCAAAAAGAAAAGAGGUCAGAAAGAGUGAUGAUGAAUUAAAUAAAAGAGAAGAGGAAAGAGACUAUAAAGAAAGGAGUGAGGCCAGAGGAGACAAAAACGAGAGAAAAGUCAGAAGCAAAGAAGAAGAAAGUAAAAGCGAGAAAGAAAAGGCACGACGAACAGCAGAAGACAUGGAGGAGGAUCUGGAGGAAGAAGAGGACAAGGAAGAAAUAAUUGAAAAAAGCGACGAAAUAUGGAGAAGAUGGGAAGUAGGUGUAGAUGAGGAACUAACAAUGGAAGAGAGGGCGUAUAGACACAAAUUGGUAAUUAAAGCAAGAGAGGAAAGAGCGAUAGGAAGAUCAGCUGUAGUAACAAAUAGAAGGCUGUGGAUUGACGGGAAAGAGGUAAAAUGGGACGAAAAGGGAGAGAGAUGGAGGAGGAUGUAA